UAAAUCCAAAUUUCUUGCGAACACCCCCGAAAUCACAGCAGUGGCGGUCACUUUGAAUGAGCGGACAAGGAAUCGGCUUCGGCUUCUUCGUGGAAUUGGAAUCGCUGGCCGGCACUACUUUUCCAAACUGAAAUCAUUCAAUAUGGAUUCUUCUUCUUCAUCUGUGGCGAAGCGCUACUGCUACAACCCAAACCUUCGCUGGAAUCCGCAGGUGGAGGAGUACUUUAUCAAGGCAUACGGAGCUGACCACUUCACUCGAAUUUCAGAAGCCCUAACGCGUCCAUCCUGUUACUCUUGCAUUCGAGUUAACAUUCUCAAGUCUACAAAUGAAGCUGUUAUUGAGAAGCUAACAAGACUUCUUCAAGGUGGAACUGUAGAUGAUUUGCAUUGUUUGAGCAUAGGGAAGCAAGUUUCUGCGAGCACUGCCGGAGAUGUUGGUUUGAGGGAAGAAAGUAUAGAUUGUAUGUUUAACCUUUUGCUGGAGGAAACACCUAAGAACGGGAGAAAACCUAUGAAAUUGUUUAAAGACCCUUCAAUUUGUCAGUGUCGGUACGCUGGACUCGAUCAUGUCUUGUUUGUCAAAGGUUCGGGUCCACAUAGCAUUCAUUAUGGAAAUCAACCAGAUCAAUCAGUGAAGGAAGUCAUUGUUAGUCGAAAAUGUGCUGAGGCUGUUCUUCGAGGAGCCCAGAUAUUUGUGCCAGGGUUAUUGGCUUGUAGUUCACAUGUCGAAAAGGGAGAUAUUGUUGCAGUUUCAGUGGCUGUAGAGCAGCCAAGUGCUGAUGGUGGAUGGGGUGUUGGUCUGACACGUGGAACUGUUCUACAAGGAUCAGAGGCAGAUCCUCAAUACCUUGAAAGGAAUGGUAUGUACAUUGGACAAGGAAUCACAAAGUUUUCAAGGGCAGGGAUGUUUCGUGCUUCAGAAGGAAUUGCUGUGGAAAUGACAGACAGAGUUUACAGGCUUCCUUCAUUCCACAAUUUGCUUGAGGGAGAGAUAUUUCUUCAAAAUUUACCCAGUAUUGUUGCUGCUCACGUUCUUGGUAUGAUUAUUGAUUUCGAGCACCUUUACUUACUGUUACUUGCCCUUUCAUUGGCAUUUUUUUUCAUUUGAAUCUUCUUAAUUAAU
Messenger RNA from Dendrobium catenatum, 1123 nucleotides. Its product is annotated as putative methyltransferase NSUN6. The record is from RefSeq and is a predicted model, not a curated record. Lineage: Eukaryota; Viridiplantae; Streptophyta; Magnoliopsida; Asparagales; Orchidaceae. The transcript has 6 exons. Gene Ontology annotation, molecular function: RNA binding. The coding region runs from base 143 to 1108 and encodes 321 amino acids. Gene Ontology annotation, biological process: RNA methylation.